Messenger RNA from Fusarium odoratissimum NRRL 54006, 483 nucleotides. RefSeq lists its product as uncharacterized. The coding region runs from base 1 to 483 and encodes 160 amino acids. The transcript has a single exon. The record is from RefSeq and is a predicted model, not a curated record. NCBI's taxonomy places the organism in Eukaryota, Fungi, Ascomycota, Sordariomycetes, Hypocreales, Nectriaceae.
AUGGCGUUCGAAAUAUAUACUGGAUCUUGGACAGAUUGGUCCCGUGGUUCAGUUCUUGGUGCUACCAUUACGCUGUCAUCUAGGGACGCUAGUCUCCUUCUCGCCUUUAUCGCAGCCUUUGUUACAGUUAUCGCAGUGAGACUCUGGGUUAUCAUCUGCUUCACCGUCCACCAAAUCCUAUCUACCAACGGAAAGCAUGACGGACUUUACUACCAACGACAAGUCAUUCUGCGCAAUACGAAAUCUGCACCAGCUGCUGCGUGGCUAUUUCUGCAACAAGCUUGGUACUGGCGUGGUAUCGCAAUAUCAGCAGUUACCAGAACAAUCCCUUGGGCUUUAUUCUGUGUUUGCUAUUUCCUGGGUUUUGCUGUCCUUGCAGUCUUUUCGUCGCAGAUAUCAGACAGCUUCCGAAUUUCGACUACUCCGCAGUCCCAAUUGCGGGAUACAAAUGCCCCUAGAGAACCUUGGAAAACCCACUUUUGA